Molecule: messenger RNA, 6550 nt
Organism: Bactrocera dorsalis (oriental fruit fly)
Lineage: Eukaryota; Metazoa; Arthropoda; Insecta; Diptera; Tephritidae
Gene: SCAP
Product: sterol regulatory element-binding protein cleavage-activating protein
Exons: 9
Coding region: 1620-5600 (1326 amino acids)
Biological process (GO): SREBP signaling pathway
Cellular component (GO): endoplasmic reticulum membrane; Golgi membrane
Molecular function (GO): sterol binding; protein binding
Source: RefSeq, a predicted model, not a curated record
UCAUGCAAUAUAUAUGUAUUUAUGUUUACACAAUAAUUUGUGAUUUUCAGACAGUUUGUACAUCUGGCAAGCGUGGUUUCUGUUCUUUUCAAUUUUGCACGGAACUUGUUCUUGUUAGAAUGUUUUCUAUGUAACGCGCAUGAAAAACUGUAAUUUUAUAUUAUUUAGAUGAUUUCGUUUCGUGGUGAUUUAUAUCUACAACAAAUAGUUUAAUCAAAAUUAAGCUGUAAGUUGCAAUCCAAAGAUUUUUUACUACAGUGUUGUUUAUGAAUUUAUUAAAAAAUUUGCAAAGCAGAUGGUGAUUAAUUGGUUGUCAUUGAGUGUCAGUUCUAAAUGAAUGAAUACUUAGAAGCGAAAAGGAUCGUGAAAGAAAAAACAAAGUGAAUUUAUGCACAUUCGCAAACAGUGUUUAAUAAUAUAAAAUAACUUGUCCUUUAAUUGCAAUUUCGGUUUAUGUUUAUCGCAGUUUUUAAUGAAUGCUAAAAAAAGUUAAACAAUACGCCGGGAAGUAGCAGUGCAUUUUAUGAAAAUAGUCAUUAUGCUGAAAAAAUGAAACAAAAUUGAAAUUGAAUAAGGUAAAGGAAUCGUCAUUUAAUGCCACGCAUUUGGCUUCGAUUUUCUGCAUUUGUCUUUUCAUUUUUGACUACACUACCUCCCCCUUAUGAAUACGAAUAAAAUAUGUCUUCUGUGUAAUGAAGAACGCAUUUUUGAGAGGCAUCAAGACAAGUUGAUAAAGCAGGUGGGGUAGACGGUAGAUAUGGGAGCGACACUAUCUAUAGAAAGGAGCGAACCACAUCCAUAUAUAUUUACAAUGCUUUAAAACAACUAAUUCAAUAACGUACUGCAGAAUAUUUCAGCUGGCACUGAUUAGGGCGACCGGCAAUGCUUAUUUGUGAUAAUUUGAUAACAAUAGCACGAAAUGUAAUUGUAAAUAAGUUGCGUAUAAAUGAAAAUGAAAACCAUAAAAAAAAAAUAACAAAGCGAAGUAAUUUGUUAAUUUAUAUCGACGAAAUGUAAAAUUCUAAUUGGAACAUAGAUUAGCAGCUACCAAUUUACAUGCAAAACAUGUUGUGUUUUGAGAAAUAUUUGUACUGUUUACAAAUUGUGAAAAAGAAUUUUUGAUACUUAACCAAUAUUUACAGGUUCAAUAAUUUUCAUCAUUUGCAUGUAAACCAUAAAAUAAUUGCGUAAUUAUGUAUGAAAAGAAAAUGUAAGACAUAAUAUAGUGAUCAACGAUUUGUUAAUAUAAAAAGUUAAAUAAGUGAAAGUAAAGUAAUGGAAACGCUUUUAAAAAAUUCAUAAGAAAGAGCAAAUAAAAUAAAUUAUUAUUUCUAUAAUAAAACAAGACGUCAAUUGCGUUGCGUGUGUACCAACCGCAUGUUGACAAAUAUGUACAUACAUAUGUAUAUACAUAUGUACGGCUUGAACACAAACAACAAAAAGAUCGAGGCGAUAAACCACCAAACUCGUUCGCAAUUGCUUAUACAAAAAUUCGUCUGCCAUCACUCUUUGCAAAGAUAUAUACAUUGCAAGCAUUGGCGCUUGCAAUGUGAAUAGGCAUGCUGAUAUAGUGCCGGUAGACGAACAAAACGAUAUACAAAACUAAAGAACUCACGAAUAUGCCAGCUGUUGAUUCUUCCAAAGCAUUUGGUAAUUCGAUUUCACACGAAUACAAUAAAACAACAACAACAGCAAUGACCACUACAUCCGGUGGAGCUGCUAGUUUGGGCAAUAACGGCGGGAACGCCGCCCAAAAGCGCUCUUCAACCUCUGAUACCUCAGGUCUUCCCGAUGCAGUUUCGCAUUUCUACUACAAACAUGGCCUCUUCCUCUCCAGCUAUCCAACAUGUGCCACUAGCAUCGCUAUUAUGGCAAUAUUACUAUCGUGUUACCCUCUCAUAAAUAUUCCGCUACCCGGUACCAUACCCACCAAAAUUAUGCUGCCCUUUGACGGUCGUUACUCACUUUUCGCAGAACAACCACAACAGAAUGUUUCAUUGGUUAGGAAUUUCUUCAGCCCCCCCACGAGCAGUAAUUUCAGCUAUGAUCCACCAUUUCCAUGGGCAAAAAGUUCACCUGUAUUCUACGUACAACAAAUAAUGUUACGCACUAGUGUGCUACCCUGGACCGAAGACAUGCAGCUAAUGGAUGCCUAUCGUGCGCCGCUUUACGAAGUUUUUAAAUUGCUGGAAAUUGUGCGUAAUCAUGAAAGCGCCGACAACAAACGCACAUUGGAUCAAUCUUGCUGGCAUGUGGAUAAUGUGAAGCGUACGCGCGAUGAAAAAGUAUUAUUUCCCGAAUAUAAUUGCUUGUUAUUGUCGCCGGCGAAUUUAUGGUAUCAAGAUGUGCAAAAUUUCACGAAUGACUCAAAUUUAUUGAACACCAUCUUUCAAUAUCAUAAUCUCCAAAAAACCAAAGUCUCCAUUGCCGAAAUGCUCUUCGGCGUACCAAUGCAAGACAGCGGCUUCAAGCGCUAUCCACUUCGAUCGCGUUCGCGUAUAAUACAAUAUGCCAUCACAUUGAUACUGAAGCAAAACGAUCUGGAGUAUUUAAGCACACUAAAACAUAAACUCUUCCAGUACUAUCCGCCCCUGCAACUCAAUCCAACAACAACGGGAUAUCAGCCAACAACAAAAGCCGGUGAUGAGAAAUCGGCCAUCACUUACAUUUUCUAUCCAGAUGAGUUCAAACUAUGGGAGUUUAUGCCGUUAGCGAUUGCUUUUGUGUUGUUGUUCAUUUAUAUGUAUUUUUCGGUGCGAAAGAUCGAAAUAAUACGCUCGCGUCUCUUACUCGCAGUUUGUGCUGUUAUAACGGUGCUAGGCAGUCUGACCAUGUCGCUGGGCGUUUGCUCAUUCUUCGGCCUCACCAUCAGUUUGCAAUCGAAGGAUGUGUUUCCCUAUUUGGUUAUAUUAGUUGGUCUAGAGAAUUGUCUAGUUAUAACGAAGAGCGUCGUUUAUACGCAAGAGACGUUCGAUGUGAAGAUACGAGUCGCCAAAGCGCUCAGCAAGGAGGGUUGGCACAUUUCCAAAACGUUGCUAACCGAAAUCACCAUACUCACCAUUGGUUGCAUCACAAUGGUGCCGGUCAUACAAAAGUUCAGCAUAUUCGCCAUUAUCGGUUUGCUCUCUGAUUUCAUGCUGCAAAUGUUGCUUUUCCCUACCAUACUCGCAAUGAAUAUCAAACUGCCUGAAUACACGACAGAAGCGAAGCAUUUGCCAAAAAUGAUGUUGAGAUGCACAAUGACCAAUAACACGGCAACGCCACCGCCUGGUGGUUUCGGUAUGCUGCCGAAUGGACGUAAUGACUAUCGUUUCUACGAUAAGAGUCAGUCGUAUAUGUCCUUAGCGGGGGAUGUCUCGACCACACCACACCAUCCCAUGAACAACGGUGGCUUCGGCAUGUUCCAUCGUUCACAAUCGCACCCAAAACUAACAUUCGCCGAUCUCAAUACACAUCCAGCGGACUUAACCGCAAAGACUGGAAUUCAACCGAACAAAGAUGGACGUAUACCGAAGCGAUUGCGCAUAGUUAAUUUCUGGGCGCGUACGCGCUUCUUUCAGCGUGCCUUCAUGAUUUGGAUGAGUGUUUGGAUAUGCACGAUCGUUUACAAUUCAGGCUGUUUGGAGAAUCUAUUUGCAAUGGAUGGCAAUCGUACGUCGUACGGUAAAGACGAAGCGCAACAAUAUGUCAAGACACACGAACAAAGCGCAGUUUCGAGCUUCUUCACAAAUAUGCAGCAUGUAAUAAAUGGUGCAACAACAGCGGGACAGGACAGUGAUGGUGAUGGCGGGGGAGUGAAGGGACAACGCGAUGGGCGUAUACAGAAAGGCAAGAAAUCGCUACAUGGCAGACAGAAAGGUUCCGCCGGCGAUGGAUCCGUUAAUGACACAGAUGCCGAGCUGCGUCGUCUGCUCUAUCCAGACUAUGAAAUGAAUUAUUUUCUCUCAAAUUUUCACUGGUGCGCUAUUAUGAAACAAUAUAAUAUUUCGCUGAGUGGUCGUUAUGUAACUUUGCUACCCACUAUCAAGUUAUCGCAUCCUAUUAGCGCCGAAGCGGCUGUGCUCAUACGCAAUCCCAAAGAGAAGAUAGCGCAAAACUUCCAAUGGAAAGCUCUUGCCGCAGCACUUGAUCCCAUUGAUUUCAAUGACGAUGAACGCCGUGAAUCGCCCAUGGUAUUUCCAGGCGGCACACCACUCUACCCCAAAAGUCCGAUGGAAUUCUUUUUCGUCAUUUCCAUGUGUUUAAUCAGCAUUUUUGUGCUCAGCUACACAAUGGUCGUUUUCUAUCGUUGCAUUUGCACACGCAACUAUGCCGAAUGGCGUUCCAGUUGGUAUGAGUCGUCGGAGAUACAACAGAAAACUGAGCAUAUACUCGAGGGUGUUCCCACGAAAAUUGUCGGCCACAAGCAUACGAUCGAAUGUUUAAUAACCGAUGGUUCCCAUAUCAUCAGCUGUUGUCUGCGUGGUCAAAUAAAGGUGUGGGAUUCACGUAGCGGUGAGAAUUUGACGACAAUUCAUCGUGAAUAUAUGCAGAUAGCAACAAAGCGUGAAGACGAACAGGUGGCGCUAGAGCGUUUACCCUACUCGCCGAUCUGGUGUAUGAACGCGUUCGAUAAUCUUGUGGCGGUGGGUUGUGCAAAUGGGCGUAUCGAGUUGUGGGAAAUGCCAGACGGCGUCUUAAAGUGCAUUUCACCUGGCGAAGUGAAGUCCAAUCAGGGCAUAACGCACAUCUAUAUAAAUGGUGAUCGAGUCAUUGUGGCGCGCUUGUGUGGGCGCUUAGAGUUCUUCCGACUUGAAACCUAUUGUAAAGGACAACAAAUCGAUUGGAAUUUCACGUCGGCAUAUAGAAGAACACACACACGCACCAGUUCAGCUGGCAGUAUCGGGUUAAUGCACCAUAUGCAACAACAACGCGGAUAUUUUGCUGGUCAAUCGCCGCCUCCUUCUAACAAGGAAGAAAUGAAAAUCACCUUAGAAGCCGUGCGUUUCGCACAUCAACAGCCCAUUACCUGCAUGGAGGUAUCCAAUGGUAUGGUCUUCACUGGUAGUCAAGAUCACACACUUAAAGUGUACAGCCUGACAAAUGCCAACAUCGAAUACACACUACACGGUCAUUGUGGGCCAAUAACGUGCCUUUUUGUCGACCACUGGCAACCUGGCACGGGUGGCUCUGGUUCACAGGAUGGCAUGCUAUGCGUAUGGGAUUUGUUCACUGGCGCUUGCAUGUACAAUAUACAAGCGCAUGAUGGUGCCGUCACGGCGUUGGUAUGCGCACCUACAUAUGUUAUUUCUCUGGGUGUUGAUGAGCGUAUUUGUGUGUGGGAACGUUUUCAAGGCAACCUAUUGACUACUAUCAAUAUAUUGAACGCUUAUUCGCGUUUAUUGAUGUUGACACCAUCGUUGCUUGUCACUUGCAAAAUGGGUUCCCUCAUCGUUUGGGAUGUGCGCACUGGUGAACCAGCGCGUGAAGUUAAACUUGAUCGCGCGAAUUCUCUACUCUGUCCGAAAACUUUAAUGCUCACCGGUGAUGCUGUUGUGUGCGACUAUGGGAAUGAGUUGCGUGUGGUGCGUUUUCCUAUUGUUUCAGAUAAAUACAGUUGAACGAACUGCGCACUAGCUGAACCUAAUAAUUACUAAUAACAAUAAUCAUAAGUGCGUCCACACACAGUUUUGAUAGCAAGUUUAAAAAAUAUUGUCUAUCUCAACUACUAUGUACGUCCAUAACUCACACAAAUCACCAGAUUGCCUGAUAGCCUAGAGGGAGGUUGUGGCUGAAGCCUUGUGGUGUUUAUUUCAAAAAAUGACUGCAUUAUAUUCGUUAAAACUUUAUUUAAUGAGGUUAAAGCCUUCUCAGAGAAGGUACGUUUGUGUAGCUUCGCUCACAGCAUCGCAAAAAGUAGGAUUAAACUAAAAUAAUUACAUAUAUUUAUACAGGCAGUUAAGUAGUCGAAUUCGGUCUUGCUGUAAAAAAUUUUACAAGACUAAAAAAUUGUUUUUGGUUUACAGUAGCGUUCAUAAUCUUUCUACUAUUUCUAAUAUUUAUACACAUAUUUUAGACUGCAACUGUGUACAUUUUAGUAAAACUUUAUUUUAUUUGAGCUUUAAACUCUUCUCCGCAAUGCGGAUGUUUUGCGUUUGCCUUAAAAGUAUACUUUAAAUAAUUGCAUGCCUUUUAUAGAACACUUUUUAUUCUGGAUUCGUUAUUGUGCCUUUUAAAACUGAACUGACUUUCAUGCUUCAUUAUAAGUUCCAUUAAACUCACAACCAGUUUAUUUAAUAUCCUACCAAAAUUAUGUUUAAGCUAAUUUAUAUAUAAGCUUAGUAUAUAUAAAAUACAUACAAACGUAUGUGCACAUAUUUUUAGCCCACUAGUAGGCGUUUUAGCUUUUUAUUUAUAUUUUUAUAUUUAGCCUUAGGUUUAAUUUGGAUAUUGUAAUAAGAAAACACUUAUGACACAUUUGUAUAUUUUUAUCAGUUAUAGUUCUCUGAUUUAUUUGAAAUAAAUUGACUCCAAAAAACAAUAAUUCAUAAUAAAAAAGUAUAUACAUAUA